AUCCUCAGCCAGGACGGUUAAUGGAUUUCAGAGAGCAUCAAGUGGCGUGUAGAACCAAACAUGGAGCGAAAUGUUGGCUCUCUACAGGAGGAGGCCCUGAAUAGAAAAGAGAGGUUAAAAGCACUAAGAGAUAAAAAGAUUCAUGGGCGAGAGCAGGAAGAUGGGGAGCCAGAGAGCAAAAAAGCUUCAUUAGAGGAGACUACUGAAGAAAGGCACAGAGAGCUGAAGCUGAGGAAUUAUACUCCAGAGGAUGAAGAGCUGAAGGAGAGGCAGGUGCCCAAAGCCAAACCUGCAUCAGUGGAGGAUAAAGUAAAAGACCAGUUAGAAGCUGCUAAUCCAGAACCCAUCAUUGAAGAAGUGGAUUUGGCCAACCUCGCCCCAAGAAAACCAGACUGGGAUCUGAAACGUGAUGUGGCAAAGAAACUGGAGAAGUUGGAGAGGAGAACACAGAGGGCCAUCGCUGAGCUCAUCCGAGAUCGUCUUCGAGGCAGCGAGGAGGAGUUGGCAGGAGCGGUGGGAGCAGUGGGAGUGGAGGAGGGAGACUCAGACUGAAUCUGAGAUGUGACUGAUUAAAAAAGAGGAGACUACAGAGGGAUGACCUCAGUUUACUGGGACUGUAUUGUCACAUCUGUGUUGUGCUCAGAGAGACAGCUUCUUUUAUCGCUGCAGGGAGUAAUGUUUUCUGUCAGGUCCUCAUAUUCCCACCGUGAGUCCUGCUUUGUAUUGUUUGUAUGGCAUAUGAAUAUGCCACAGAACAUUCUGUAACCAUUGAUAUUUUGUUGUAAUUGUUUAUAUUUCUAGUAAAAUAAUGUAAAUUUUUCAAAUGCCCGAUCAUUAUUUUCAUGAAUAUUUUCUCUAUAUGAAAAGUAAGAAGGGGUAAAAAUCCUCUAUCACGCCAUAGUUUACACCUAUCAGUCAAUCAGUCCUGGCAUUUGACAUGUACAACCCACCCAGAUAUUUGUUGCAGUCCAAGGACACCCUCUCAUGGAUAUUUAGUGCUCAAGCAGCCAACCUGGCCUCGAAUUUCCCCAGAUCCCAAUCUGAUUGAGAAGCUGUGGGACAGCUUGGUACCCAAGAGGUACCCUCAAUCCACAGUGGGGCCUCCUUGGAUCAGAUUUGGCUCUCACCUGUUGAGACAUGAACACAGGACCUCUGGGGCGUGUCCUGGAGCGUCUGGCAGUGGAUAAGGUUGGGUGCCAGCACGUCCCACAGAUGCUCGAUAAGAUUAGGAUCUGGAGAAUUUUGAGGCCAGGCUGACACCUUGAGCUCUUUAUGACAUUCCUCGGGCCAUUCCUGACCAUAUUUUGUGGUGUGGCAUGAUGCAUUGUCCUGCUGGUGGGCCAUGGCCAUUGGGGACUGCCGUUGCCAUAAUGACGAGUACUUGGUCUGUAACGGUGUUUGGGUGUGUGGUGCGUGCCAAGUGGCAUCCACAUGAAUGCCAGGACCCAAAGUUUCCCAGCAGAACAUUGAAUUGUAAUAAGAUGAUCAAUGUUAUUCACUGCACCUGUCAGUGGUUUUAAUGUCGUGGCUGAUCAGUGUAUGUGACUCUGUACCUUGAUAUUAAUAUAUAUUGCAAUAUGGCACAUUUUGUGGAAAAUUACUGUGUCAAGCUUAUACUAAAAAAAUCAUAAAAUACUUAAUUCAAAAUAAAGUAAUUUAAAAUGGAAAUAUAUUUCCAUAAAGAAGUUUGCCAAAUUGCCCAAAACGACCUCAUAAAUCCAGAGAUGUUCAAGGGAUAGUAUUGCAUUUAUAUGGCGUCAUUAUUUUUUAAUUGUUUAGUCACUGAGCAUCCAAAGAUAAGAAGACGCUUUUUAAAUACAUCAUAUUUAUUCAGAAAAUGAUCUGAAAAUUCAUGAUAGUUACUGCAACAUUAAUGUCUUGCUACUAUUGAAUCAUGUUGAUCCAAUGGGUGAUAAAUAGAGGAACAAUGACAAACAGAUAACAAUAAGCUGUUUUUCGUAUGACAUUCACUGGUGAUAUCUAUUGCAAGCACCUAAAUACCUGUUCUGAACUGAAAUGCUCCUAUUCGUUCACAAUAAAGUGCAUGUUCUGUCUA
This is a messenger RNA of Epinephelus lanceolatus (giant grouper), 2056 nucleotides long. RefSeq names its product coiled-coil domain containing 12 (gene ccdc12). Gene Ontology annotation, cellular component: U2-type spliceosomal complex; post-mRNA release spliceosomal complex. Lineage: Eukaryota; Metazoa; Chordata; Actinopteri; Perciformes; Serranidae. The record is from RefSeq and is a predicted model, not a curated record.